AUGGCCCUUUCGAUGCAAUCCGCUUUAGCUGGCAAGCAAAUUACCGUAAACAAGGUUUCCUCCAAACGUUCGGUCAACAAGACGGUCGUCCAAGCGUCCAACUUGUCGGAAAAGCUCUCCAAGGCGGCCGUCACUGCGGCCACCACCGCCGCGUUGUUCGCAUCGGUACGUUUCUUUUUUCUUUGCUCUUUUGGUCUCGUUUUACGAAGGGUGGUUUUAAACAACGGGGAUAAAAAAACACUUCGCGCUUUUGAAGAAGAAGAAGAAGAGUCUGCGCAAGCGGUCACGUACGAUGAGUUGCAAGGCUUGACGUAUUUGCAAGUCAAAGGUACCGGUUUGGCGAACACGUGCCCGGUUGUCGAAAGCGGCUCCGGCCCGAAGGCGUUGAAGGCUGGCGACUACAAGUUUGACAAGUUUUGCGUCGAACCGACUUCGUUUACGGUGAAGGAAGAAAAGGCGGACGGUUCCACCGAGUUUGCCAAGACGAAGUUGAUGACUCGUUUGACCUACACUUUGGACGCCAUGUCUGGCGACUUCAAGGUUGGCUCUGACGGUUCGGUCAACGUCGUCGAGAAGGACGGCAUCGACUACGCGCCGACCACGGUCCAAUUGGCUGGGGGCGAACGUGUUCCGUUCUUGUUCACCUUGAAGGAGUUGCAAGCGAAGGGUAACACCUCCCAAUUCGGCGGUGACUUCGUUGUCGCUUCGUACAGAGGUUCGUCCUUCCUUGACCCGAAGGGUAGAGGUGGCUCCACUGGUUACGAUAACGCCGUCGCGUUGCCGGCCAGAUCUGACGCCGAUGACUUACAAAAGGAAAACAACAAGAACGUCGCCGCGUUGAAGGGUAGUGCCGUCUUCAACGUCGCGAAGUACGACGAAACUACUGGGGAGAUUGCCGGCGUGUUUGAAUCCAUCCAACCGUCUGACACUGAUUUGGGCUCCAAGGCGCCGAAGGAUGUCAAGAUCACCGGUUUGUGGUACAUGCAAUUGCAAUAA
Molecule: messenger RNA, 996 nt
Organism: Bathycoccus prasinos
Lineage: Eukaryota; Viridiplantae; Chlorophyta; Mamiellophyceae; Mamiellales; Bathycoccaceae
Exons: 3
Coding region: 1-996 (331 amino acids)
Biological process (GO): photosystem II stabilization; photosystem II assembly
Cellular component (GO): photosystem II oxygen evolving complex
Molecular function (GO): oxygen evolving activity
Source: RefSeq, a predicted model, not a curated record